UUGACAGGGUAUAAGAAAAAAAAUAGCCAUUGAGAGAUCUGUUUCUCCAUUUAAAGCAAAGUUGGCCAUAUUCUGUGGCAAGAAAUUCCAAUUGAUCCCUGAGUAAAUAACUGUGACUGAAGGGACUCAUCUGUUAGCUGUUACCCUGUUGAUGUCUUAUCCUACAGACUCAGGCUGCUAUCAAUAUAUUCCUUAAAAUCUCCUUUUCUGAUCAUCCAUCUCCCUUUUUAUUUUUCCUUUUCUUUUAAAGGGUUGUGUUUCUUUUCACUCCCUCUUUAUUUUGCUAGUGUUUCCUUUUUGUCUGUCUGUCUGUCUGUCUUGGGGAAGGGUCUGGUGAAAUUCCCAAGGAAGUAUAUAGCAUUGUCCUUCCACUGGCUCCGGACCAUUGAUGUUUCUCCUUCAGUUGACUUGGGGUGCUAUCCAGCAAGUGAUGGAAGCCACAUCCUUGUGCUUAUCCCUGUCUCUUGUCUAGGGCUGACCAUGCUGCUACUCCCCAUCAACAAUAAAGGCUCAUACAAUACUGCCCGAGCCUGUGGUACUCCUUUUCCCUGGCUAAGUAAGAAUAGAAUAGCAUUGUAUAUGAUCAGAACUGUCAAUCUUAUUUUGCUACUUAUGCUAUUUCUUGUACUAGGGAAGGACUUUGAGAACAGUAGCAUCGGUGAGACUGGCUCAGUGGAUUUUUUAAGUGUGUUUGGGAUGGUGAAAAGAAGUCACAUGACUUUUCACCAGAUUAAAACCUUGAUGUAUGUGCAGCAAUUACAAGUGAAAUGUUAGCUACAUAGAAGUCUGAGACUGAUUUUAUUUGUUCUACAUGUAAUAUGUAUGUUUUCUUUUUAACCAAGUCAAGCAUACUGCAUUUUGGCACGGGGGAGGAGGAAAGGGGGGGUUAUUAUGAGAAAUAGCCAUAGUGAAAUUUCAUAGAAUUGUUUUUCCUUCCCUGUUCUACUCUUCAUGCACACACUGCUGUGCCCUAUUUUAUCCUUUUUAAUAUCUCAUCUCAGAAAUGGGGUCCAUUGAUAUUCAUUUGACAAGCUCGUUCUGACACACUUUGGAGAUGUGUUUAAGUGGUCAGUGAGAGGGCAUAAAUACCCCUUCCCCCAAGACUUAUUUUUUGCCCUUACCUCAGUCUCUUCCCCACCCCAGGAAAUUUGAAAGAGCAUUUUUUAAAUAUCCUGCAAAAGAUUCAAUAGGAUAGUUUAAGUACUCUGAAAGCUUGUUUUAAAGCCUUAUCUGUACUGGAGAAAAUAACAUGGAUUAUUGGGAAGGCAACAGUCAGUGUAGCUUAUCUGAAAUUUGUAAGGAUAAACCCCAUGGUUCAGCUAGUUAGUUGUGUAUCAAUGUAGACUCAACACAUUGGUACAGUUGGUGCCCUGUUAACUGAUACCUAUCGGAGAUUACAAUACCCUCAGCUCGUGAAUGGUCUUCAGUUUGUUGAUUGUGAGUUUUCUCUCUCUGCCCUUGGUGGGGCCCCCUCCCCGCCUCUGGUUUCCUCUCUUCCCAGAAGAGCCCCUCUGUAUCCUUUAGAAAUACUUCUGGCUCUGCAUGUCCUCAUCUGGUGAAGCACCUGUAGAUCAGUAGCUGAAACUGUACUCUCUAGCUUGUCCACUCACCUCCAAUCAUGUCCCCUGCUCUGACUGUGGCACUGCUUGCUUGUGGUUCAUCAGAGUGAGAAUGUCAGCCAUAAUGUGGGCCUGCCAAAGGGAAAGUGGAGUUGGUCAAGGUGCUCUGUUAGCUUUGGAGUGUUAGGGAGAAUUUGGUACCUAAGGUAUUGUAAGGAGCGCAGCUACUAGUUGUGCUCUUCUUGCUGUCUCUUGAGCUGGAGAAUCAUCUGUGGAUUGCUGUCUGAAGCAUUCACUCUGACAAACUACCUGUAGUUUGUUAGAGCAAGAGGAUUGACUGGUGAACCAUUAGUGACUCACUGAGUAGCAGAUAGAGGGGAAGGCAUUAGUGUAGGUGUUCUGUCCAAUGGUGGCAGUGGGAUGGGAGGUUAAUGGUGUUUAAGAAAUACAGCCUUAACUGGUGGUUUGUCACAGUUUGAGGACCUUCAGAACAGGAGGGAGGGCAUGGCUCAGUGGCAUUUCUAUGGAGCAGGAUAUACUGAAAGGAUGAAGACAGCGGAGAGGGGACUCUUAGUUGGCAAGUAAGGAUAUGUGCUGGCUUAGGCGGCAGUCAAAGGUAACUGUCCACAUCUUUAUUUUAGGGCAGCCUUUAUGUGAAUUCAAAUCAACACAGGUGGUUUUUGAUCUGCAAGGCCACAUUCAUUUAGGAUUUGGCAUGAUGAAUGUGGAUGCAAGGGCAAAACUUAAACCAAUUAGGGAGGCGAGUGUGGACUCAAGUGUUGGUAUUUCCAUCUGUGCUGUAUAACCAGUUGAAGAGCAAUAACUGAUUGCUCUAGUGUAGACAAGCCCUUAUUUUUCGUGUGCUUUUUAACAUUUGUAUGACCUGGUGGCUGCAUAGAAAAUUGAAAUAAUCCUAGGAGAUUUUUUCCCCCCAUUCAUUAAAGAUUAUGUGCUAAGGAAAAAAAAUCUUACUUCCCGGGACCGGGGUUAUAUUGUAGGACAACACAUAAUAUAUGAGGCUUGUGGAUUAUAUCUGUCCUAUAAAAUGCUUGUGUACGAAACCAUCAGGUCUGCUCUGUUUUCAUUGUAGAUGAUAAAACUUUAAAGAUGCCAUAUUGGUUUUGGGGGCGGGGGGGAAGAGAGUUUGGGGAAAGAAGGUAGGAAUGGUGAGGUCUCUGGAAAAAAAUCCUUCCCAGCAGAAGACUUCAUCCCAUAUUAUGUAACUCACCAGGGGUUGGAAACCUGUUCUAGUUCAGCAAAAGACCACAAGUAGGGGGAAAUAUUUUCUUAACUGCUUUGCUUUCCUUAAACUAUCUCAUAAGGCCAUUAUACAGAUUCCUUUAAUACUUUCUUUGAAGUUCUGUGGGAGUAAUGUUCUCUGUUAUAUCAGAAAACUGUGAAUGCCUGGCAUUGAUGUACAGUAUGCAACUGCUGAUAGAUAAUAGUUGUCUCCUCAGCUGCAGUUCAUAUCACCAAUUGUUACAAAUUUGAAGAGGUUUGAAACUUGUAAGGACCUGUGCUCUCACUGCAACUUGAAAAUUGGAACAGUUGAACUAUCCUGUGAGUUUAAACUGUUCUAGAGCAAGGGGUUGGACUAGAUGACCUCCUGAGGUCUCUUCCAACCCUGAUAUUCUGUGGGUCUAUGAAAUAAUUUUAAAAUAAAACAAGUGGAUUAUAGUUUGACCUGUAUGAAAUGAGGUGGUGUUUCCUUUCAAAUAUUUGGCAGAUACAUUCAGGUCAAUAUGGCAUUAAUUGGAAUCCAUGUUGGCAAUGUCAGCAGAGUUUUAAGUUUGAAUGGACAGGGAUACUGAACUGUAACCUCUUAUACUAGAGGUGUCAAACAUAUAGUCUGUGGGCCACACUCUUCCCUUUUUAAUUUGAUAUGUCAAUGAUACUUCUGCAAUUAACUUUAAUCGCUGAUCACUUUUAUUGAGGAAGGCAGUGGGAAUGAUUGCUGUAGGUAUUGGGAAUUGCUGCAGGGAAUAAAGUGUAGAGGAAAGAAUAGAAAAAAAAAAAAAAAAAAAAAGGCAGGAAUAGUUGUGGACCUGAAAGUGAGCAUGUUUUCUGAGUGAGCUCUGGAUGUGAGAAUAAGGCAUGGAAUAGAAUAAAGAUACAUAAAGCCACCACCUUCUUGUGAUCUCUAUGGAAAUCUCCCAUCGACAUCAGAGGGCAUUCUGAAUAGUUAGCAGUCUGAAUAUAGCUCUCCCUUCUUUCUCUUGAAUUCUUGUUGAGGUACAUUGGGGAAGCUUGCUCAGGUUACAUGUUAUGAGGCUCAGUAGAGGAUUUUAACUUCUAUUAAUCGUGUCAUUUUAGUACUUGUGAAAAAGUAAGAAAAGGGAAACUCUCCUCUUAAAGAAGGAAAGGCACUAAAGAAACUGACCAUGUUAAUUGCAGCGUGAGAGAUGGAUUUGGAAACAGGCCAUGAGAUUAGAAAAGGAAGAAAUACAAUUAGUAAAACAGAAUGAGAGAGACUGUUUACAACAGGUAGUAAAAGAUAUAGUAAAAACCAGAACAGAAUGUAACAAAAGGAAAUAAAAGAACUUGAAAGGUGGGGGAAAGCUUGCUAAAAUUUAUUUGUGUAUAUUUAAUACUUCUCCAUAUCUAAACAUUUACAAUUACUUAAAGCAAAUUUAAGCCACAUAUGGCUAAGCUCCCUGGAAAAAAAUAUUUUUGGGGGGGAGGUCCUAUCCUGCUCUGUUUGCUUCUUUUCCUGGUUAUUUCUCGUGUGUGUGUUCAUACAAGUAAAAAUGGCCCUUCUUGGGUUGCUUUGUACUAUAAUACACAUUUUAUUUUAAAUAUGGCUUUAAUACUCCAGGGAAAUAGAAUAGCAAUAAGGAAGAAAAGAAAAUUUAGAGAAUCAUUAACUUUAGAUUUAGUUUGGGCCCUGUAUAUCUCUGUGCAUAGAAUUUUUUUUUUUGGACUGGGAAAGCUCUGCUUUAACCUUCUGUUGAACUAAAAAUGGAUUAAUAAAAGCUUAUUACAAGACUAGCAUUUUAGGUAUUUAAUAUCAAAGUGCACAUUUAAUAUUAGGAAAAAUCUAUAUUUUAUAUCAGGACAUCUUAAUAUAUUUGUGCAAAUUAAGUUUUUAGUACAUGUUUGUAUCUUGUAGAAAUUCUAAAAAAUAAGGAUAAUUCUAUAAUUUGAAAGGGGAGGAGGGCAGCUUUGAAACAUUUAGAGAAAAUCAGUAAACUCAUUGUCAGAACCUAGAAAUAAUAAAAUUUUAAAGAUUUAAAAAAAAAAUGUUUUUAUAAAAUAGUUACUUGCACUUUACCUGCUGGCUUUUCAAUUUUGGUAGAUAACAUUCUGAACUCCAGCAGAGUUUUAUAAUCCCUAGUGCUUAAAUAUACUAAAUGUUCUUUUUCCAUUAAGGUUAAUGUUCGUGAAGAAAUUGAAGAGUUUUUUCCAAGAUUGUGGAAGAUAAAUCAAGAUAAAAGAAGGCUAAUGAAAAAUAUUAAAGAUCAGAAAAUUAAAAUUGAAUGGGGGAAAAAAUUGAACAGAAGAUUGGUCAGAUAGAAGCACUUGAAUGUUUUUUUAAGGCUAUAAUGAAUUGUUUGAAUUGGGGAAGAAUACACGAAGUAUGAAAAAUGAAAAACUCAAUGAAGAAUGAAGAAAAGUAGAAAGCAAGAGUGAAGUAGAAUUAAAAGAAUCUGGAAGAAUGAAUGGGUCCUAGGUUAAGUAAAUGAGUCUCGCUCCCAGUCAAAAUCUCCAGCUGGGAGUCCUGCUCGUGUAAAAUCGGAGAGCAGGUCAGGAUCUCGUAGUCCAUCGAGGGCUUCCAAACAUUCUGAAUCGCACUCCCGGUCAAGGUCAAAAUCCAGGAGACGAUCUCGAAGCAGAUCGUACACACCCGAAUAUCGUCGCCGAAGGAGCCGCAGUCAUUCUCCAAUGUCUAACCGAAGAAGGCACACUGGCAGCAGAGUCAGAAAGCAUAGUGAUAAAGUGAGAAGUGCCAAAAGUCAAGCAGAGCUGGGCCUUACGAAGAUUGGGCGACCACACCCUGCACGCAAUAUUCAAGAUGUGGGCAUACAAAGGAUUUAUAUAGAGGCUAAUCCAGAUCCUAACACAUGCCUUGGAGUGUUUGGCCUCAGUUUGUAUACCACUGAGCGAGACUUGCGUGAAGUCUUUUCCCGUUACGGACCUUUGAGUGGCGUCAAUGUGGUUUAUGAUCAGCGGACUGGACGAUCAAGAGGAUUCGCUUUUGUUUAUUUUGAGAGAAUAGACGAUUCUAAAGAGGCGAUGGAACAUGCAAAUGGCAUGGAACUGGACGGCAGGAGGAUCCGCGUGGAUUACUCCAUCACCAAGAGAGCGCACACCCCCACCCCGGGAAUCUACAUGGGCAGGCCAACCCACAGUGGCGGUGGUGGUGGUGGAGGAGGAGGAGGAGCAGGUCGUCGUCGUGAUUCCUACUAUGAUAGGGGAUAUGACAGAGGAUAUGACAGAUAUGAAGAAUAUGACUACCGGUACAGGAGACGAUCACCUUCACCUUAUUAUAGCCGAUAUCGAUCACGGUCAAGAUCCCGCUCCUAUAGCCCAAGACGCUACUGAAGAACGGAAGAAUUACAGUUGUGGACCUGAUUUUUAAAUAAAAUUUUGCCCUUAGUUUCCCUUUGGUCUCCCCCCACCUUUCCCCUCAAAUCUCUCUUAUAAGACCUUUGGUUCAUUUAGAAGAUACAUAUUUUCAGUUGAAAUAUUGCUGUUUUCCACCCCCUUUUAUUGUAAUACUCUUAAAAUCGUAAUUGUUGUAGUUUUGUGUAGUUAAACAUCUUAAGCAAAACUAAAUAGAAAUCCCAAAGUGUUGUUACAUUUUGUAAGUCAUUCUGUUUUUGUUUUUAAAACAAUUGUACUCCUGGCUAAUCUAAUGAGGAGAAGAGAGCAUUGAUGUUUUUUAAAGCUUGCAUGUUGUGUGUAAUAUACACACUCAGCUACUUUAAUAUAAACCUGUGUUUCCAAAAAAAACUUGUUAAUCUUUCUGUUAAUGCUUGGUUGUUAAUUUUGAAACAUAAGCAACAUCUCUGAACCUUUUCUGUAAUGGCAAAUUUCACUAGAUAGUCAUGAACCUGAUGGGUUUUUUGGUUAAAUUGCUUUGAGUGUAGAAAUAUUAGAGCUAUAGCAAAUUUUCAUAUUUGGUUUAACUUCUUUGGAAAAACAGAUUCUUAUACACUGAAGAUCAAGAUUGUGUUUUAUAGAUGAAAAGUUUCUAGACUGCUACACAAUGGAUAACAUUUGAAGUUAAAACCAAACAAAUCUAACUGAUUUUUUUUAAUUGAACUCAAAGUAGUGUUUCCCCUUAAUCAGUGCAGGAGAAAAAAUAUUUAUUGAACAUAGCAAUUAGUUAUAUAAUUUGCUGUUCAUACAAACUCAUGUUGAUAUUGCAAUGAUGGUUAAGGGAGUUCUAGUUUCCAGUCCUUUUGAAGUUGCUGGUAUGGAUAGAAAAAUUACAGUUACAUAUAAACCUCUUCUUCCUCAAAAUAAAGUUAAUUACACUGAAAUGGA
This is a messenger RNA of Trachemys scripta elegans, 7049 nucleotides long. RefSeq names its product transformer 2 alpha homolog (gene TRA2A). The transcript has 10 exons. Gene Ontology annotation, molecular function: RNA binding. Lineage: Eukaryota; Metazoa; Chordata; Testudines; Emydidae. Gene Ontology annotation, biological process: positive regulation of mRNA splicing, via spliceosome. Gene Ontology annotation, cellular component: spliceosomal complex. The record is from RefSeq and is a predicted model, not a curated record. The coding region runs from base 5442 to 6101 and encodes 219 amino acids.